AUGCCUCGCCAGCGCUCUGGAACCGCUCCCCCUCGCCGCCCGCAGGUCCCGGCUGCAAAGCAAGCAACCACUGCACCUGCGCCCGCUUCCUCGCGCCCGCACUCGACCGCCGCUGCUCCCCCUCGCGCACCAGCCAGCGCUCAUGCGCCUCCUCAACAGCAGGCUCAGGCCCCUACGCCUCAGGGACCCGGCCUAUUCGGACAAAUGGCUAGCACCGCUGCCGGUGUCGCAGUAGGAUCCUCCAUCGGCCACGCAGUCGGCGGCUGGUUUGGAGGCGGCUCCUCGGCCCCCGCCGAAGCCUCGCCUCAAAACACUGAAUUCUCCGCUCAGCACCAGCCCGCUAACGCGGCGUCUGCUCAGAUGGCGCAGUCGGGUCCUUGCGCAAACGAUGUCCAGAGCUUCCGCAAGUGCAUGGACGAGAACCAGGGUAGUCUGACUAUCUGUGGCUGGUACUUGGACCAGCUCAAGGCCUGCCAGGCGGCGGCCGGUCAGUACUAG
Molecule: messenger RNA, 498 nt
Organism: Alternaria burnsii
Lineage: Eukaryota; Fungi; Ascomycota; Dothideomycetes; Pleosporales; Pleosporaceae
Exons: 2
Coding region: 1-498 (165 amino acids)
Biological process (GO): mitochondrion organization
Cellular component (GO): nucleus; mitochondrion
Source: RefSeq, a predicted model, not a curated record